This is a messenger RNA of Cokeromyces recurvatus, 531 nucleotides long. RefSeq lists its product as uncharacterized. The coding region runs from base 95 to 286 and encodes 63 amino acids. The record is from RefSeq and is a predicted model, not a curated record. The transcript has a single exon. Lineage: Eukaryota; Fungi; Mucoromycota; Mucoromycetes; Mucorales; Mucoraceae.
UUUCUUGUAUUCUUUUUCUUAUAUUCUUUUUCUUAUAUUCUUUUUCUUUUUUUUUUUCCUUUUUAUUAUUAUUAUUUUUUCAAUACCAAGGAUAAUGAGGUUCUUUACUAUUAUUUCAGGAAUUGUGUUGACUAUUGCAGCUGCUACUGCACAAGUAACAGCACCUACUCAAAACUAUAACGUUAGUAGUCCCGUUCCUAAUGGUCCUUAUGUUGCAGGCCAAAUCUUACCUUGUACUAUUCGAGUUUUAGAUAAUAUCGUAUCAGGUAGAGUUUGUAACAACUAAUACUCAAUUUACGAGAGAAUAACGAAAAAAAAAAACUAAUGCUUCCCUUUAUAUAUAUACAUAUAUUGUAUAGAUCUUUCACUUUCAAUCACUCUUCAGCCUGCCACUACAGGUAGUAAUAUGACUUAUACUAUUGCUACUUCAAUCGAUACCUCCAAGUCCCCAUCUAGUGCAAAGAAAGAUGGUAAUAUUACUUUUUACGAACAUUCAGUCAACUAUAAUAUCCCUACUACUGUCACACCCGG